AUGGACGUCAACGCACCUGCAGCACUAGGAGUGGGACAGGACCCGGCACUUGACACGACCAAACUGCCAGCAGACCACGCUCCAAAAUUCUUGGCCGAGGCCAAACGAAUCUACGAGAAUAGCAAGCCUCCCUUCGUGACUACUCCGGGCAACAGCUCUAAAGGAUCUAGGAGGGCCGUCUUCGUUGCCAAAGACGGUCAACGACCUCCUCUAGCAAUCCGAACCGAUCUGGUCGCCAAACAUUGGGGUGCACUCGCCCUCGAUGGGAUCUAUUGGACUCUAGAUCUCAAUGGUGAGAGAUUCAUUGUCCAGUCUUUUCCCAACAAGGGGUGCAUUAGCGGUGCAAAAUGGGUCUACUGUUCUUGGACAGGAGUAGAGGAUGAGUUUGAAGAUCUGCCGUUGGCGUUCUCAUGCAUCAAUGGGGAAUACACGAGUGUUCUAGGUCCAAGAACCGAGUCUCCUGCUGCAGCAAAGCUACCAAUGACCCAGUACGAUACCUUGACUAGUGCGACAGCCAACAGCCUUGGUCACGAUCUCCCAGUGGAAUAUCUCGAGGAAGCGAAAGCGCUCUACGCGGAUUCUAGACCUCCUUUCGUGAUCCAUAAGACUAAGAAGCCCCGCAGACACGUUCUUCUUGCUACGCAAGACGGUCAGUUCUCGGCCACUUCAACAGAAGCGGAGGUGGUGUACCGGAUUUGGAAUUCUGUGGAUGACUACCCGACUCUGGACUUGGAUGGGAAGAGGUUUAUUCUAAUGGGCAAGCACGUGGGUCAUCCACGUCGAUACCAAUAUCGUCUUUGGCUCGGCUCUGGUGAAGGGCGCGUCAAGAGGGUUGUCGCCUACUCUAGUCAGCCCGCCAGCGCGAGGAAGACAGCGUCAAGCUUGACCGAGCAUCUGCCCGAAGUCGACGAAGAUCCAAGCUUGUCGUCGUCAUCGGACGAUGAAGAGGAUCAGGACCCUCACCCAAGUGCAACAGAAGAUCAACAAUAUUUCUACGACAGGUUCAAAAAGGCCUUUGAUCCUACCGCCAUUCCUCCUCCAACGCCAAUCAAGUUCAGUACGCGUCAACCGGUCGCUUCAUCCGAGCCACCAGCGUUGAAAGAACGUCCCCGUAGGACACCUAAGCCUACAAAGAGAGCGAGGAGCCCCUCGCCGCCUGCACACUUGGGCUCCAGGCCAGACAAACCGCCAGCUUCCGUUCCAAAGCGAACCCCUCGCCGAACCCGCUCUCAUUCCGACGACUCCUCCGCCCUCUCCUCCCCGCCCUACGGGACUCCGGCCCCUACGCCCGGCAUCAACCACCGCCCGGGCCCGACCCCCGAAACCCAAAACCCCCAUGCCCCAGCACCCACUUCUCUCCCGACCCUCACUCUCCACAAACAAACCCACACCACCCUUCGCAUCACUCGCGAUUCAAACAUCAUUGGUUUCGUCCCACUACGACUGCUCGCCUGCAUGACCAUGGCCACACUCUUCAGCGGCGUCAUCGCUGCCAGCGGGCACAAAGAAUACGAACAGCCGGUUAGAUGUCUCAUGGCUAUCUUUGACUGGAAGGACGAAACUGAUGUCUACAAGACGAUUUAUAUCGACAGGGGGAGCGAAGGCAGCUUUGAAAUAUUCUUGGAGAUUAUCGAUGAGGCGCCCUGUUGGAAGGAUGAGGGGGGGAAGUGCGGAAUUGUUGUUGAGGUCGUCAGGGCUUAG
Letharia columbiana is the source of this 1701-nucleotide messenger RNA. RefSeq lists its product as uncharacterized. Bases 1 to 1701 code for a protein of 566 amino acids. Lineage: Eukaryota; Fungi; Ascomycota; Lecanoromycetes; Lecanorales; Parmeliaceae. The record is from RefSeq and is a predicted model, not a curated record. The transcript has a single exon.